GGAAGACUCAGAGGCACUGCAUCAAUAUCUGAGUGAGCUGAAAACAGACUUGGCCGUGGAGUACCAAGUCAUGCUCCAAAAAGACCAGCUGGACAGGAAGAGGUUUUUGAACAGGUUUACUCGGGUAAAGUGGGAGCUAGAGGAGCUCAUAGGAAAGCUCCACGCACUCGCAGACAAGGUUGACAAGAUCCACAGGGACUGCACCAUCUCCAACAUUGUGGCCAACUCCACUGGCGCUGUGUCUGGUGUCCUGACCAUACUUGGCCUGGCUUUGGCACCCAUGACAGCGGGGGCGAGUCUGGCACUCUCGGCCACUCGGUAAGGGCUGGGAGCAGCGGCUGCUGUAACCAGUGUGUCCACCAGCAUCGUGGAACUCGUCAGUACGUUGUCAGCAAAAACCGAAGUCAGUCGCCUGAUGUCAACGGCGCUCCUGGAGGCACUUAAGAUCAGCCCCCAAGCUGUUAGCACAACAAAGAAAUUCACAGAAGCUGUGCAACGCAUUGAAAUGAAUAUCCGUGCCAUGGAGACGGUCAAAAGCAACCCUGGCUUAGCAGCCGAUGCAAACGUCUUCGUCAGCAGUGGAAUAAUCUCAGUCCAAAGCAGCCAGCAGGAAGAGGUUACUGUCAAAGGCACGGCUCUGGCAAUGACCAAAGGAGCCCGGACUGUGGGUGCGGGCACUGCAGGUGUCUCCCUUCUGAUGGAAGUGGCCUUCCUGGUGAAAGAGGCAAGGCACUUGCAUGAGGGGGCAAACGCAGAGUCGGCAAGGCACUUGCAUGAGGGGGCAAACGCAGAGUCGGCUGAAAGGCUGAGGCAGCAGCUCAGCUGGGCUCCAGAUGCCCGACUUCCCUUCCCCGGGAGCCUGACUUCCAGGAGCUCAGGGAGCAAGUCCUCCAUCGCUCCUCCUGCUGCCCACUGGGCUCCCAUCCAGUCAUCUCCCUCAGACCCUGAUGCCCUGCAGGCCCCACUGGGACACCUAGGGGAGCCCGUGCACAUCUGGCUUGGACUGAGCAUAGACUCGGUCUGGGCAGUGAUUCAGGUACUGAGUGAUGGAGCCAUUCAGUAUCCACCACCUUGUCCCCCCAGACCCUUAGAUCUGGACCCCAUUGUGCUCAAUGUGCCUUUAUGCAAUUCCACUGUGACCCCUAUGUCAGGUGUUGGUUCCAAGCAAUAG
Messenger RNA from Lipotes vexillifer (Yangtze River dolphin), 1171 nucleotides. Its product is annotated as apolipoprotein L2. Gene Ontology annotation, cellular component: membrane; extracellular region. NCBI's taxonomy places the organism in Eukaryota, Metazoa, Chordata, Mammalia, Artiodactyla, Lipotidae. Gene Ontology annotation, biological process: lipid transport; lipoprotein metabolic process. Gene Ontology annotation, molecular function: lipid binding. The record is from RefSeq and is a predicted model, not a curated record.